UGUUUCUCCUGUCAUUCGACGUUUAGCAUUGACAGCGAGUGCGUCAUUAAUCCACUAUCUGUUGGUUUGUGCAGUUACAUUCGCUACCAAUCUACCACAAUCAACGCACGAACAAUUUUUUGGAAUCUGUUUAGUGGCCGGCGCACCAAUUUCAUCAUGGACCCAACUUGUAAAUCCUUCGAAUCCUUGAAAGAUGCAGGCAACCAAAUUUUCAGAGAAACAUUUCGAGAUGACUCGCUUUCGCCUGCCGUGUAUCAACAUCGGAUGUGCAAAGCUUUACAAUAUUACAACAAGGCUGACAAUUUGACUCGCAAUGCCCAAGAGAAGUCGUCCAUUUUGAAGAAUAUUGCCGCUACAAAGUUCCGCAUCGGGGAGCGAUUGUACACCCGAAAGUACCAGCAUCAACAACCGGCGUUCGCAAACUUACAAUCGACUCUGCAGCUAGAAAAAGAAUUAAAAUUUUAUUUGGAAGGAAGUCUGGAAAACUUUGUCCAGGCAGCGAAAAUAGGAAAACCAGUCCAAAACGCAGACUGGAUUUCUAAGCUGACAGAAAGUCAACAAGAAUGCGCUUAUCUCCUCUGGAAUUUCUUCUUAAAAUCGUUGAAACAAGAAAAAUUAUCUGUUCUCUUUGGACGUCUGCAUAAACUUUGCUGGAAUCUCAAUGGAUUGACUCGAUCUAGCUUUUUUCUCAAACUUGGCCGCUUGACAUUUGAAAAGGCCAUCGAACAUCAAGAUAACGGUAGAUUCAUUGAAUCCCUGCAAUUGCUGCGCGACAACUACCUCAACAUUGAAGAAGCUAAGAAAGAUAAAGACCAAUGUGAAGAGGCUAUCGAAUUAGAAGAGUCCAACUUCAUCCACUUGUCCAUUGGCGAGUCGACUUUGGCCAGGCAAAAAGGGGAUGACCUCUGGAGAGGAAUCAUGAUGGAUGAAGAGAGUAUUCAAAUGGAGUUGGUAUGGGAUGCUGUCGAUUAUUAUGUCCAAUCGAUCGUCUUGUCUAGAGACAAAUCGCUGGAAAGCGAAGCCAUGGCUCACAGUCAUCUCGGUCGACUUUACGAGUUGCUCAGAUUCAAUGACAAAUCUCACGACCACUACAAACUCACCGUGGAUCUGGUGGUCGCCAUGCAGCCCAAGAAUUUCAACGACCACCCUUGGUACAAACAAGCUCUGGCCGGAUUACAUCAGUUCCAGCAGCAACAGCAAUGGAAGGAAAAAGAAGAAAAGGAGCGGGUUCGUGCUCCGAUAGUUGAGGAGUUGAAAGAUGUGUUGUACGAAAUGAAACGAGCGUCGGCAAGAUCAGCCGGGUCGCUGAUAGACUUCAUCUAUGCCAAUCAUCCACCCAAAAAUGGGCAACAGAAGUCAACUGAUGGUAACUUGAAGACGCAAUUGAAAAUGGCACUAUUACAUUAUCAUCCCGACAAGCAAAAUGUUGAAACUCAUGGAUUGAAGUGGAUGGUCAUGGCUGAAGAGAUAACACUUUUACUAAAUUAUCAUUAUUCUGGAUUUAAAUGAACAGCAGCACAACACAAUUAAUUCAUA
This is a messenger RNA of Daphnia pulicaria, 1536 nucleotides long. RefSeq lists its product as uncharacterized. The transcript is spliced from 2 exons. The record is from RefSeq and is a predicted model, not a curated record. NCBI's taxonomy places the organism in Eukaryota, Metazoa, Arthropoda, Branchiopoda, Diplostraca, Daphniidae. The coding region runs from base 157 to 1509 and encodes 450 amino acids.